AUGCUGAACGGACGUACAAGUGUUAAUUCGGAUACAUCAGUAUCUCACACAUUAAAUCAAGUAAAUGGACAAUUAAUAAAUCUUUAUCAACCUCAAAUAUCAAAUACAUCAAAUACACCAACAGGUGUUUCAUUGAAUGCCUCACCAAAUCAACAUUUACCAAUUACAAACAAACGAAUGUUUCAAGUACGUCGAACAUUUUUAUUAAUCGUCACAUUCGAUGUUAUAUUUAUGGUACUUCUAUGGAUUAUCUAUAAUCAAAUUAAAAAUAUAACGGUUGAUCAAGCUUUUGUUAACGAAGUUAUUCAUUAUUCUAUUAAAACAUCUCUAUUUGAUAUUGUUGGUCUAUCGGCUCUUCGUUUUAUUUUAUUAAUGAUAUCGUACGCAAUACUAAAAUGGUCACAUUGGAUUUUCGUAGCUUUUACAACACUUAGUUCAACUGGUUUUAUCAUUGCUAAAACAUGUGUAUUUACAAUUUCUAAAACCGAUAAAGGUUUUACUGAUUAUGGUAUUUUGAUUGUAUCAUUUAUUUUGGCAUGGGUUGAAAUCUGGUUUUUUGAUUAUCGUGUUAUUCCUCAUGAACGUCGUUUACGAGAAGCAUGUAUGAAAAAACACAAAUGAUAGAAUGAUUAAAUUAAUCAAUUGAAUAAUAAUCUGUUUUUAUUUUCAUAGUAAAUCA
Rotaria sordida is the source of this 679-nucleotide messenger RNA. Lineage: Eukaryota; Metazoa; Rotifera; Eurotatoria; Philodinida; Philodinidae. The record is from the annotation of a GenBank genome assembly.